AGCUGCUAAUUAUCUAUUUCUCAUCUCUUGUAUCCUCAAAAGUUUUAUUUUGUGCAACUAAUUUUGAUCCAAUAAUACUGUCAAACAGCAUAUAAUAUAAAGUGCGUGCAAUCUUGUAUUAAUACUCGUUGUAGUGACCGACGUACGUAAUCAGCAAAUGAUGGCACGACGCUCUGAGAUAAAGCUUCUGCCAUUGGUGGUGGUGGUGGUGGUGGUGGCAGUGGUGGUGGUGUGCAAUUACGCCGUAUCGUCGUAUGCACACCAAGUCGAGGAGGAGAGAGAGAAAGGCGAAUCAUGGACGGUGUGGGCUAAGGAUAAGAUCCAAGAAGGGCUUGGGUUGAAGCACCAACAAGAAGUUGAUGAUGCUGGUAAGCCUGCUCCUCAGAUAAUCAAAGGCAUUGUUUCUCUGGCAGCCAGAGAAAAGGCAUAUGAAACAGCAAAAGAAGCCUCUCAGAAGGCAAACGAUAAGGCCCAACAAGCUAAACAGACUGCAUCAGAAGCAAGUAAAGAGGCGGCAGACAAGGCCGCAUCGAUGAAGGAUGCAGCCGUUGAGGAGGCACAAACAGUGAAGGACAAGGCCCAACAAUACACCAGAGAUGUCACAAAGAAAGCCUCGGAUGUCAAAGAUGAGGUUGAGCAACAGUCGGAAAUAGCUGGCCAUAAGGCACAAGAGGCGAAGGAGGCAAUGAGCCACAAAGUUGAGGAAGCAAAGGACGCAGCGGCUCGCAAGGCUCAAGAUGCUAAGCAUAUGGCUGGUGAUGUGAAGGACACGGCGAAUGAGCAUUCGAGUUGGGUGAAGGAGAAGGCCAAAGAAGGGUAUGAUGCUGCUAAGAAGAAGGCUGGUGAGACUUUGCGCAGUGCUAAAGAUAAGGCUCAAGAAAAGGCUAGUGAUACGUUGCGUAGUGCUAAAGAGAUGGCUCAAGAGAUGACAGCAACUCGUUAUGUUGAUGAUGAUGAUGCUGAGCUCUAAAUUAAGAGGUCAAUUGUCUUCAAUUCGUUGUAGUGCAGUCAGCAGUUCUAUGUUGAAAUAUAUGGUUUUUAAGCCUUUAGGUGGGUGGUUUUUGUCCAGUUUCGCUUGAGAAAUAUCUUUUCAUCAGUAUUUUUGGUUUUAUAACAUUACAUGUAUAAGUUAU
Messenger RNA from Beta vulgaris subsp. vulgaris (sugar beet), 1133 nucleotides. RefSeq names its product late embryogenesis abundant protein D-29. The coding region runs from base 158 to 970 and encodes 270 amino acids. The transcript is spliced from 2 exons. Lineage: Eukaryota; Viridiplantae; Streptophyta; Magnoliopsida; Caryophyllales; Amaranthaceae. The record is from RefSeq and is a predicted model, not a curated record.